This is a messenger RNA of Prunus avium (sweet cherry), 855 nucleotides long. Its product is annotated as E2F-associated phosphoprotein. Lineage: Eukaryota; Viridiplantae; Streptophyta; Magnoliopsida; Rosales; Rosaceae. Gene Ontology annotation, cellular component: nucleus. The record is from RefSeq and is a predicted model, not a curated record.
AAAUAAAUAAAGAAGCACCGAACAGACUUGAGAAGACGCCCAUACGAAUGAAGUCCGACUUAAACCCAGCAGAUACAAAGAAAGAAAGUGAGAACAGAGCAGAGACGAAGAUGGAAGUAGAUGGAGAUGACAAGAGAGAACCCCCCGUGGGCUCUCCAACCAAUUCUCAGAAAACUGUUUCUGAUGACGAUGAAAUAGACUACUCCGUCAAACCCGAGUUCUAUGAUUCAGAUAUUGAUGACAAAGAUGAGUUGUGGGUUCAAAAGAAAAGGAAAGGUCGUACUUCUGAUGCUGUGCUUAGUUGUCCAUCUUGUUUCACCACACUAUGCCUGGAGUGUCAAAGGCAUGAAAAGUAUGUAGCCCAGUACAGAGCAGUGUUUGUUGUUAACUGCACGACUGGAAGUGAUCAAGUGUUCCAUCAAAAAGAAGGAAGACCUAGAAAGGGCAAAAGUGGGAGAGAAUCUUCUGAGACUGAAGCAGUUCCUGCAGGUAACCAAACCUUCAAGCAAGUCUGCUGCUUACUUUGCUCAACAGAGGUAGGUGUAAUUGAUGAAGAAGAAGUCUAUCAUUUCUUCAAUGUUCUUCCCAGCGAGUCUUGACCUGCUAAGUUUCCUUAAUCAAUGCAUUGUAUGUUUUCUCUUCUCGUUACAUUAGAAUGGAUCGAACACUUAACCAAUCCUAGUUUUAACAUCUCUCUACCCUCCCUCGCCACUUGAGCUAACCGCGAAAGCUUAUGCAGUGUAGGUUUUAAUUAAACGAAUUGUGCUUCUGCUUAUUUGCAAGGGGUGGUACUGUUGAUGUGUUCCACUUUCUAUUUUGCCCGUUCCGACAAUCAAAUCUCUUGUUUCGAAAUUA